AUGUCUCCCAACCCGCUGCUCGCUCGUGGCGAGACCGACUGCUUGCCAGGCACCACGUUCUACUCCUGUGUUGCCAACCGAUUUAGAGGAUGUUGCUCCACGGAUCCGUGUGCCCUGCGCUCAUGCCCAGACGGGGUGCUCUUCAAGGCCUCGUCCGACCUCAACGGCGGUCCCAUGCCCUCGAAGACGCAACCAGAGCCGGACAGGGCGAAGCCGACGCCGACUGACGAUGAUGCCCAGGGCCGGCAGAGGGACGAGGAGUCGACCUCGUCACGGCCAACGCCGACGUCCAAGAAGUCGGCAACCAUGACGGACUCGGGCAUCACCCACACCAUCCCCAACAACUCCAUCGUCACAAUCACAAGGCACACGACCAUCACCACCGGCAGGCCAACAACGACCCCCUCGGACACGUCUGACUUGAUCUCUCCAUCGACAACAGACGUGCCGCUCACGGGAACAAUCCCAGCAACGUCCGACAUCACCCCAGCGCCCUCGUCCACCGAUGCUGAGACCACAGCAAGUCCCUCCGCGUCUUCUUCUUCUUCUUCUUCUUCAGCAGCAGCAGCAAGCCCCCUGUCGACAGGAGUCAUCGUCGGCAUCGCUAUCGGCGGCGCCGUCGUCAUCGCCAUCCUCGUCGUCCUGGGAUUCGCUCUCCUGCGCCGCCGCAAGAAGCAGCAGUCCGGAUCCGAGACCGCCUCCGUCGUCCAGCAAGACACUGGUCGAGACGAAGUCGUCGAGGACAAGCACUUCCCUCAUACCGUAUCAGCUCACACCACCGGCACCCAAGCAAGCAGCGAUCCCUUUGCCCCGUUUGGAGGCAAGUCUCUCCCCCCUCUCCUCCUCUCCUCUCUUUGA
Molecule: messenger RNA, 858 nt
Organism: Trichoderma reesei QM6a
Lineage: Eukaryota; Fungi; Ascomycota; Sordariomycetes; Hypocreales; Hypocreaceae
Exons: 1
Coding region: 1-858 (285 amino acids)
Source: RefSeq, a predicted model, not a curated record